AUGGUAUUUCGUAUUCUUUUAUUGUUUGUAUAUACUUUGUUGGUAAAUGAUGUUAGUGCAAGAACAUUAAUAUGGCCAAAACAAUUACAAAACCUAAAAUUUUCAUGGGAUAACUGUGGUCCUGCUACUGAUCCAAUUAAAAUAGUAUCGCUUAGUAUUGGUCCGGAUCCAAUUAGAUUACCAGGAAAUGUUGCCAUCUCUACUUCAAUUAAUAUAACAAAACCAUUUCCAGCAGACAUUGAGGCAAAAGUUGAUAUGGAAAAAAAAGUUGCUGGCAUUUAUAUAAAAGUACCAUGUGAACACGAUGUCGGUUCAUGUUCUUAUAGUAUCUGUACAAAUAGUACUAAAGUUUAUCCCGAGUUUUUUAAGGGUUAUACUGGUGCAAAAACAUGUCCUUCGAUCCCUCCAGCAACUUAUUCAGUAUCUAACUUGAUUACGGAUGUGAAAAAGUCAAUACCAUCUAUAGCCGAUGGUGCAUUUCGAAUUACGAUUAAUUUUAAUUCAAAUCAUGCUGGUCACCUUGCUUGUCUUCAUCUUAGUGUCAAUCUGAAAAGUUAA
Molecule: messenger RNA, 558 nt
Organism: Adineta steineri
Lineage: Eukaryota; Metazoa; Rotifera; Eurotatoria; Adinetida; Adinetidae
Source: the annotation of a GenBank genome assembly